AUGGCGGAAACGAGCAUGCCCUACGAUGUGCCUGGCUGGGGAUUCGACCCUAUGAACCCAGGCCCAGGUUUCAACCUCGAACCCGGCCUUUCCGGCGAUGAAGAGCUCUGGUAUAGAAGCCAGCUGGGGAUGAGCGCCUUUGACCAAGGGCAUCUACAGAGGGAGGAAACGCUCGCAGGAUAUGACUUUGCGACUCCUGGUUCAGGCAAGACGGCAUACCAGCUGUCAACGCUUCCUACAGAAGGCUUUCCCAACCGGGCAGAUAAACUCCUACCAAGGUUUGGGAAUAUGCAAACACCGGCCAACAGCACACCAUACAGUCUGGAUGACCUUCUCCGAACCGCCUCGCAGCUGGCCACCGAACGUGCGCUCUACAUGAACAUCCCUCCUGCAGUCCCUCAAUCUCCACCAGCCUACCACUACUCUCCAGCACCAGCCGCAGACGCCUACAUCAGCUCACCCGGCGCAAGUCCAAGCCAUCAUUCCAACGCGAGCGAUACCGACGAGCCAGCACCCGCCUUUGACUUUGCACAGGUCUACCGACUGCCAGAAGGCAACGGAAACGGCAACGGCAACAGCGGCGGCAGCAACACUAACGCGCACUUUUUCCCACCCCCGAUCCACACCCAGUCCCGCGAUCACGCGCCCGCAGCAGCGACAGUAAUCGGAGUCCCGCACAGCGAGAGCAACCCCCAAAGCAAGGCCCACGCCGAAGGAAACCUAGGAAAGUCAAAGAAAAACAACCUGACCCCGCUGGAAAUGCCCGACGGCAGCACACGGUUCACCGCCAACUGGCUCCCUGUCGACCCGCAGGGCGGCUUCACCAUCCGUCCGCCCGUGCAGCCCAUGCAUUUCAUGGACCUCGACCCCAUGAUGGAAUUCGAGACACAUUUCGACCACGGACAUGCGCAUGGACGCAGUAACUACAACUACCGGGAUGCGUUUAUUUCGAUUGAAAACCACGGUGGUGCUGAAGCCGGACCUGGAGUGUGA
Messenger RNA from Aspergillus calidoustus, 993 nucleotides. The record is from the annotation of a GenBank genome assembly. Lineage: Eukaryota; Fungi; Ascomycota; Eurotiomycetes; Eurotiales; Aspergillaceae.